Messenger RNA from Wyeomyia smithii (pitcher-plant mosquito), 3336 nucleotides. RefSeq names its product probable ATP-dependent helicase PF08_0048. NCBI's taxonomy places the organism in Eukaryota, Metazoa, Arthropoda, Insecta, Diptera, Culicidae. The transcript is spliced from 4 exons. The record is from RefSeq and is a predicted model, not a curated record. The coding region runs from base 339 to 2906 and encodes 855 amino acids.
UCAUUAGCGUUUCGUUCCUCAAGCUGUGGUGACGUUUAAGCAUUGUUCAGUGUUCGCGCAGUAAGUCGUCAUUCGAUGUGCCUUUUUUUGCGUUGGAAAAAUGUAAACUGCAAACUUUUCUAUCUAAGUAGACUAUCGAUUUAGCGAAGAAAAACGACAAUCAGCUGCGAAAAGUUUAAUAUCGCAGCAGAAGAGUUCAUUGUAAAACAUAAAACUAGAUAAGUAAAUCGAAAAAGUGUUAUAUCAUUUGGCGUCGAUCAAAAUUUCGAGUGAAAAGACUUUGUUGAAACUCAAGUGCAGUUUCAGUGCUAUCGUUCUCGACAAGCGAUCUACCCACGAUGGACCCAUCCGCCGAGAGAACCGGCGACAAAGUGGUCUCUCCCGCAGAGCAAGACCAGAGCACCGGCACGGAUAUUCUAGGCGCAGAAGUGUUCGAGAGUUGGACAUUGAUAGAGCCAUCGCCGAAACGUACAACGCCAAAUUCCACCAAGGAUUCCACGGUAGAGACCGCCGGAAAAGUGCAUGAUCUCGACAAAGACGAUGAGGAUGACAGUGUAGAAGAAGAAGAAGAGGUAGAGGAGGAUGAAGAAAGUGGAUCGGAGGAGGCAGACGACAGCGAGCAUAAACCCGUGGAUGCAAAGGCAAGCGAAAGUGAAAAAGCGAGUGGCGUGGAAAAUGUUCCGGAAAAAGAGAAAAAAACGAGUCGCGAAAAACCUGGUGAUGAUGAGCAACACAAAAAGAAGCGAGAUGACAAUGAAUACAGUGCUGUCUCAUCCGACGAUAUCAGUGUAGUAAACAAAGGUGAGAAAAGCAACGAAUCGUUCGUGCCCUCCAGUAAUCAGUCACGUUUGCACUUCGGCAAAGGUCCUGACCUUGACAAGUGUAAACCCGGUGCACCUCUGACGGCACUCUCACCCGACCGGAAAAGUACCGAAAUUGCCGAGCGUGGCACAAGGCAAGUCACCCGAACAAGUCAAACGGUCGGCCUUCAUCCUUGGAUAGAAAGGUCUAUGAUAAUAGGUUCUAUCAUAGCAGGGCUCGUUAUAGCCGUUCUGUUGGGACAUUCACGGCUCUCGCAAUAUCGGGAUAACGCUGUUAACUUUCAACACGAGCAACGGAUCUCCGAGCUGGAACUUGAGAAUAAUUUGCUGCGAAAUGAAAUGAAUAAGCUGAAGUACACGCGGUCCGAAUUAGAUGAGCAAGUUUACCAAGCUCAAGCGACUUGGAUGUUAAAUGUGCUAAAACAUGUUCAGACGAAAGCCACACCUGAGCCGGAUGCUAAAUUGGAGCCCAAGCCAGAACCAGACUCUACCGCCACUCCAGCAUCGGAAGCGGAACAGCCAAAGGUUUCAAAACAAGGGGAUUGGGUUGCUGAUGAUGAGUAUGUGAUGCCAGAGUUCUGCCAUAACGAAAACGUCGUCAAGGAUGCCCUAUACUCGGAGUAUUCGGCCAAGUACUGCGAUAUCAAACGUCGGAAGAUUGAGGACAACCUAAGAUCAAGAACCAAGGAACCUGAGAUCAAGAACAACAUCCAACCAACCGCUGAGAGAGUGGAAGAAGAUAAGCAGAAAUUGACUCCACCUACUCCGACGAAAAUGCCAUCACUAUCACCAUUCAAUUUCGAUUAUAAUGCAGCAUACGAAACACUCAAAGAAGAAGGAGCUGUGAUCGUCGAAAGUCUUAAAGCUAUUCUAGAUCUAGAUCCGGAACCAGAGUGGGUUACACCUCCUCCCCAACCAAACGAAGACGGCUAUGUGGCAGAUGAUGAAGCUAGCAGCAGCUCAACCAUUGACAGCACUGCAGAGCCAGCCAAGCCAGUAGAGAUCAACUGGGACAGUUAUCCACCCUGGGUACGAGCAAAGUACGAACAGCAACCGGAGAUGCAUAGUAAACUAGUAAACAAAGCGGAAAUUCUGUGGAGUUGGGAAAACAAGAAAAAUCAAUUCCUUCAAGAUGUUGGACUGGAUACGCUGGAAGAUGUUGGCAAAGCAACGGAAGAAGAGCUGCAGCAACGAUUACAGCGGAAUAAGAAAGGUGACCAAAAGGUUGGCAAGCAGGACGCCGAACAAAAGGACAAGAGCGGGGAUAAGUUCCAUGGUCAAAAAGAACACUACAAGCAGAACAAGGAAUCGAAGCAAUACAAUAAUGGUAAACAGCAAAAUUUCAAAAAUGACAGUGGCAAACAGAGUAAGGAAAUGAAAGAUAGAACAUCAUCGGGUGAUGGUUACGAUAAGAAGCAGCGCCGUGAGCAAGAACAUAAAUACGAUAAGAAAAAUUCGAAAGAAUUUUCUGGCGAUGGUAAACACGAUAAAUAUAAGAAACAGUGGAAAGAAUCGUCCGACGAGCGUGACCACAAGUACUACAAAAAUUCGGGAGAAAACAAUUACAAGAAAGAUUCUGGAGAUGACAGUAAAGAAAGGAAAGACAAAUGGAAGCGGUCAUCUGAUGAGGGAAAGCACAAAAACUGGAAAGAGCAUGAAAAUAAAAAGCAUUGGCAUGAUGACGAUGACGAUGACGACGAUCAUAGCGAUGAAGAUCGCAGUCAUCACGACGAUAGUCAUGAGCAGUUUGCUUCUGAAAAUUCUUACCUGAAGCGGCACAGUGAAGAACACCCGAAAACCCACAAACAUAGCGAUGAAAACAACCAUUAUAAGAAAUAUGAGUACCAAAAGCACCACCACGAUGACGACGAUGAUGAUGACGAUGACGACGACGAUGAUGACGAUGACGAUCAUCAUAAACAUCACAAACAUCACAAGCAUCACGAUAAACACCAUGGAAAGGACGAUCAUUAUCGCAAAUCAGAAAAACCUUGGCACGAUAAGAAACAACAUCACAACAAAGGCAAGCAGGAACACUGGAAUAAGCGACAGGAGGACUCGCACUCGCAGGAAGGACGGCGGUGAAACAGAACAUACAUACAGGGAAUGAUCCGUUUACUAAGUGUGUUUUUGUGUCCAGUUUAAGAUUGUAUCCCCCUUAUGGAUAUUUGGCGAGACAGAUUUUGAUUAAACCCAAAAAACUUGAAGCACUCCAUAGACGAGGUCAUAAGAUACACGUCACGUCACGUAGUCCGAAACAUGCAGUACGGAUUUUGCUCUAGUCAUUCAAGCGGAGCUAUACUCUGAAGUUCGUUAAUAUUUAUCACGAAAUUCAAACUUUCAGCCACAUGUGAUCUCUAGCUUCACUAGCAAAAAAAAAUGUGUCUUUGUUUCUGGUCUCUUCUGUGGAGUUUUAUAUUUUCUUGAACAUUUGGAAACAUUUAUUUUUAUUUCUAUUCGACACAUAUCCUUAUCCUUAGUCAAGCCAAUAAUUACACUACUUUUAAAAAUUCGA